Messenger RNA from Bursaphelenchus okinawaensis, 1538 nucleotides. The record is from the annotation of a GenBank genome assembly. Lineage: Eukaryota; Metazoa; Nematoda; Chromadorea; Rhabditida; Aphelenchoididae.
AUGGCUCAGUACGAUUUAACUCAGAAGAUUUCUCCAUUCUUCGACUUACAUUUGGUCAUUCCGUUGUUGGAGUUUAUUGGUCCUCGAGAAGUAAGUUCAUAAUUUAGUUUACAUUAUUUCGGAUUUUAGAUUUACGAUGUAGAAUCGUUAGUGGAGAUGCAUAGAAAUGUCUUGCUGAGGACUAACAUGGUUGACUCGGUGAUCGAAACAUAUCCGUCCAACCAGGUUCCAAGUGAACUAACCAAGAGGAGAGAUCAAAUUUUGUCUGAACUUGAGACUCUCAAGGCUCAAGCUGACCCAGUCGUGGAGAUCUUGGAGCAGGAGGACGUCAAGGAGUUGAUGGAAGCUGCCAGAGACAGAGACGGCAAUAGCCGAGUGUUGGAGUACAUGCAGACCAACUACAACGUCAGUUUACUCUAUAUAUUUGUCUUUAUUAGGCAAUUUCCAUUAUCUUGCUUAUAUGCUUGCUAAGACGAAUACACUUAAAGUUUCAAUUUCAGUUCCAAGACGAAAUGUUGGGUGUGUUAUACAAGUACGCCAAGUUCCAGUACGAAUGUGGAAACUACGCUGCUGCUUCUAUCUGCCUUUACUAUUACCGGAACUUGGUACCUCAAAACGAUCCAAACUAUUUGAACGCUCUGUACGGUAAAUUGGCAUCAGAGAUCUUGUGUCAAGAAUGGGCUCAUGCCAAGGACGAUCUUUCCAAGCUCCGUGCUUAUGUGGACUCUGAUCCCUUUGAUUCUGAACAAGAACUUCUGCAACAUCGUGCUUGGUUACUGCAUUGGUCUCUUUUUGUUUACUUCAAUUUCCCUAAGGGUCGUGACGAGAUCAUUGAAAUGUUUUUGAACCAACAGACGUAUCUCAAUACUAUCCAGAUCAUUUGUCCUCAUCUACUGCGUUAUGUUGCUGUAGCUGUUGUGGCCAGCAAGAACAAACAAAAGAACAGUUUGAAGGAUUUGAUUAAGGUUAUUGAUGUUGUAAGUUCAUUUCCUGUGAAACGCUAUUUUAAACUGGUUAUGAAACGUUUAUGUUUUGGAAGGUUUUAGGUAUUAAUAUAUUGUUUUUAGGAACGUAGAAACUAUCAAGACCCAGUAACCGACUUCUUGUCAUGUUUGUAUCUCGAGUACGACUUUGAAGCUGCCCAAACUAAGCUGAGAGAAUGUGAAGCUGUCUUGUCUAAUGAUUUCUUCUUAACUGGAUGCUUGGACGACUUUAGAGAAAGUGCGCGACUUUUGGUGUUCGAGAUGUUCUGCAGAAUCCAUCAGUGCAUCAGCUUGGAAAUGUUGUCAGCUAGGCUAAAUAUGGACAAAGCAGAGGCAGAACGCUGGAUCGUGGACUUGAUUAGGAACUACAGAAUAGAUGGGGCUAAGAUCGACUCUCAAUCUGGCCAAGUUGUUAUGGGGGCCAAGGCCACCAGCAUCCACGAACAAGUCAUGGAAAACACGAAACGGUUGACAUUCCGUUCCCAACAAGUCGCUCUUCAACUCCAGAAACUGAAACUGGACAAGAAGGCUGGUCUUCUUACAAAAAUCAAUUAA